Perca flavescens (yellow perch) is the source of this 499-nucleotide messenger RNA. Its product is annotated as NHL-repeat-containing protein 4. The record is from RefSeq and is a predicted model, not a curated record. Bases 13 to 363 code for a protein of 116 amino acids. NCBI's taxonomy places the organism in Eukaryota, Metazoa, Chordata, Actinopteri, Perciformes, Percidae. The transcript has a single exon. Gene Ontology annotation, biological process: protein polyubiquitination; proteasome-mediated ubiquitin-dependent protein catabolic process. Gene Ontology annotation, molecular function: ubiquitin protein ligase activity; protein binding.
UUGAGCUCAGGCAUGGUAGCUGUGUCCGAAAGGGGUAAUGAAACAGGUUGUGUGCCUUGCAUAAAAGUGUUAGAACCAGGCUGGAACACGGUGAGAGUUCUAGGUGUAUGUGCUGGUAUGGGACCAGUCCUGGCCUGCCCCUGGGGCAUCUCUAUAGAUACAGAUGGUAAUGUGCUGGUAGCAGACUGGGGGGAGCAGCACAGGGUCCUGUUAUACCCAGCACAGGGAGUCGGGUGGCCGAUAGUAACCCAGGGGUUGAGUAGUCCACGUGGACUGACCCUGCUACCUGAGGGCCAACUAGCUGUGUCUGACAGCAUGCACCAUUGCAUUAAGAUAUACCAGUACAAAGUGACCCAGGAGUAGAGAGAACAUGUUGAUGUUUGAAGAUACAAGAAACUGUGUUAGGGUAACCUGAGAUCUAGUGGGUAUUUAUACUUAAUAAAACUAAUUUGGGUAAUUUUACUGCUGAACUGCAACUACAAUCAGAUGCAGCUCCUGU